AUGCCGUUUGCUCCUUUCGUUGGCGUCAACCACCAUGGUCAAUCAAUAUUGUUAGGUUGUGGAUUGUUAUGCUCAGAGGACAUAGAUUCAUUUGUUUGGCUAUUUAAUUCAUGGCUUAGGUGCAUGUCCAAUAGAGCGCCCCAGGGAAUUGUUACCGAUCAAUGCAAAGCAAUGAAGAAAGCAAUAGAAAUCGUGUUUCCAAACAGUCAUCAUAGGUGGUGCUUGUGGCAUAUAAUGAAAAAAAUACCUAAGAAGUUACAAGGCUAUGCCGCUUACAAAGAUAUCAAGCGACAACUAAAGCAAGUUGUGUACAAUUCUGAUUCAGUUGACGACUUUGUUUACGGUUGGGAAAGGAUGGUAACAAUAUUUUCACUACAAACAAACGAAUGGCUCUGUUCACUUUACGAAGAGCGAAGCAGGUGGGUUCCAUGUUACCUGAGAAACAAUUUUUGGGCUGGCAUGUCAACCACUCAAAGAAGCGAGAGUAUNAAUGCAUUUUUUGAUGGAUAUAUUAACUCACAAACUACUCUUCAAGAAUUUGUUAAACAAUAUGACAAUGCACUACAACACAAGACAGAAAAAGAAACCCAAGCUGACUUCACAUCCUUAAACACAACUCUUCCAUGUGGGUCACAAUCACUCAUUGAGCGACAAUUCCAAAAGAAUUACACACAUGCUAAGUUUGCAGAAAUACGGUCAGAAUUUAGAGGAAAAAUUAAUUGUUUUGUUGACGGUGUUGUUGUAGAAGAUAAAUCAUCAUAUUACAAGGUGACAGAGGACUCCAUUCAUAAUGAGAUAAGGGAAGAGAGGGUAUUCAAGGUUACAUUUGAACGAGAUACAAAGAAUGUGAGUUGCAGUUGUUUGCUUUUUGAGUUUAGGGGUAUUAUUUGUAGACAUUGUGUAUGUGUCCUGGCACAAGAGCGAGUAACACAGCUUCCUGCUAAGUACGUACUAACAAGAUGGUGUAAAAAUAUCCGCAGAAAACACACGUAUAUUAGAGCAACAUACAACAACAAAGAAAAGGAUCCACAUAUUGAACGGUAUGAUAACUUAUGCAAGACUUUUGCUGAUAUUCCUGAGAUUGCGUGUGAGUCAACAAACAUGACAGAAUUAUUGAUUGACCACCUUAGAUCAUUUGUGGACCAUCAUGGCCUACAAAUUUCACCUUCACCUACACCUUAUGUCAACAACACCACUCACAAAGAACAACAACACAUGCAUCAUACUAACGUAGCUCAUGAUGUAGACACAAAUGCAAACAAUGUUGACAUCCAAAGCCCUCAAGUUGUGAAGCGAAAGGGUCGACCUAGGACAAAAAGGUUGAAAUCCACAUCUGAAAGAGUAACAAGGAAGAAACAAUGGGCAAAACAAAGUUGUCCAACAUCUAUUCAUAUUGCUGAUGCUAUGAUGGACGGACCGAAUACAACAUUCAGCAAUGAAAUUGAUGGGACACUAAACACAGAUUACACAACAACGAACUCAAUUGGACCGGUAUCAAGUGUGCAAUCCCCUGGGUUCAUGUCACUACUUGCAUCAUUACACAAUGACAUGCAAAACACGCAAUCGUCCACAACUAACAUCGAGAAUGUUUUUCCGUAA
Molecule: messenger RNA, 1599 nt
Organism: Vigna radiata var. radiata (mung bean)
Lineage: Eukaryota; Viridiplantae; Streptophyta; Magnoliopsida; Fabales; Fabaceae
Product: protein FAR-RED IMPAIRED RESPONSE 1-like
Exons: 3
Coding region: 1-1599 (532 amino acids)
Biological process (GO): regulation of DNA-templated transcription
Molecular function (GO): zinc ion binding
Source: RefSeq, a predicted model, not a curated record